AAAGCCAUUCUAACAAAAAAAAAAAGUGAGGGCCAAAGAGCCCAGAGUAUAAUAAAUAAUAAUAAUAUAUGGUGAGGUGAGGGCCGUGAAGAGACUGAGGACCAUCUGAAGACUUCGUGCAAGCCCCGACCCCGAACCUUGAUGGUUCUAUAUCGUGUUAAACAAAUGUUCACACACUACUGAUUACUAUUUCUCUAAAACAUGAAUGCCCACAGUAGAGCUCGGAACGUCUUUUGCGCGACAUGUCUAAGCCAGGGCAGACAAAUGUUUACGAUGCCGUUACAAGACAUCAAACCCGUUUCUAUGUUUUAUAAAGAAUUGACGCUGACCAACAACGACAAGAUUUGCUGGGAGUGCAAACAUUUUGUUAUAAAAAUGGUCAACUUCAAAUUCAGAGCCCUAAAAGCGCAGAGUACUCUUGCGGUCAUGAUAAAUAAACAACCAAUAUCACUUCCAAGUCUAUCCAAGCUUAGAAUAUCCAAGGGCACACACUUGGAAAUAACAAACCCACCUCAAAAAAUGACUACAGAACAAAACCCAGAUCCGCUUAUGGAUAUAUUGAAAUCUGAACCUGACUUGGAUUAUGCUCUAAAUAAUGGAUGGAACGUGGAGCUUGCACCCAUAGAAUCAGGCGAAAAAGAUGAAGUUACGUUUGAAGUGUAUCAACAUAAAGUAAAACCAAGUGAAACACUUGACACUGUGCUUAAACUUGAACCUGUAGCUGAACGUGAAACUCCUGGAGCUAGGGAAGCUAGUGUGUUUCAAGAACCUGUACCUGAAAGACCAACUUCUGGAGUUUGGGGUGGAGUUGGAUUUGCGGAUGCAACAUUAAUGUCACUCUUAAAUAGAAGACAAAUGUCAUACCCACCAAUAAGCGCAGUACUCCAACGAAAACUACCAAUGAUGGAAGUUCCUUCAUUACGAAUUCUACCAAAAAACCCUAUACCUGUGAUAAAUGUACAAAAACGCUCACUUGAAAAGACUUCGGAAAAGCCAGUACCCGAUCCAUCAGGCCCUUGUUUUACAGAAGAGAGAUUGACAGAAGAGGAGAGACAGAGAUGGUGGGAGAGUAAGAAGGAGAAUGAGUUUUAUACAGAUAGAAUAGAAGUGUUUAAAUGUAAGAAAUGUGUGGAGCCCUUUUCGACGCGGAGGACGUUUUUGAGUCAUGAGAAGAUGCAUACUGAGUUGUUUGGCAAGCAUUCCUGCAAGAUUUGCGAGCUAAGGUUCCAUACUGAGCAAGCCCUGGCGACACAUAAGGACACGCAUUAUAGACUGUUGAAGUGUACCCGCUGCGCUCACACGUGGGACUCCCAUAACUCCAUGCGGCUGCACUGCGAGAUCGAACAUAGGAUCCCAGUUACUGUCUGGACUUGCGUCAUCUGUUUAAAAGAAUUGACGGAGUACGGAAGAUAUUUGAACCACCUGCGCGGCCACGGCCGCGAGUCCUGCCCUCAGUGUGGGAAGGGGGUCUUCGUCGCCCGCAUGAAGUGCCACAUGCUUACGCAUAAGGUCGUCGACCGACCAUUCAACUGCUCAGAGUGCCACAAGAGUUUCAAAAUCAAACAACACCUCACAUUGCACGUCACCCGGGUGCAUUCUUCCAAGGAUGAAAUGAUGUAUUGCGCACAAUGUGACAAGCAGUUCAAACACAGCUACUCGUACAAUCAUCACAUGAAGUACGCAAGCGAACAUAUUUCCAAGGGAAACCUCAUGCAUAAUUGCACAGAGUGUAGUCGAGUGUUCCCGACUCGCGGUUUUCUGCGGCAGCACGUGGCCAGAAUGCACAGCAACGAACGGAAAUACGAGUGCCCAGUGUGCCACGAGAUGUUCAAGUCAUCGGCGACCCGGACGCGGCACCGGCGGCAGGCGCACGAGAACUUUAUCGCGCCCAAAGACAAGAUAUGCGACCACUGCGGGAAGGCCUUCAAGGAUAAAAAAACCCUCUCAGAUCACAUAAACAUGCACACAGGCAACCGGCCGUUCGUGUGCACGCUGUGCGGGGCGGACUUCGGGUACAAGAGCGCCCUCUAUCUGCACGGACGGUACAAGCACAAGAUACCGAAGAAAAAUAAUAGGCUGGCUAUUAAGGAAGUUAAAGUGAACACUGAAGAGGCAGUUGAUGACAAGUUAGACCAGGUUAACUCUGCAGCCAUUAAUAAAAAGUCACCUAUAUUUAAAUCAUAAAAAUGAUGAACACAAAAGUUUAAGAAAAAAAUGGUUUUGCGGUCACUGAAUUGUCAAACGUCAACUUUUGACAGAGUUAUCGCAAAAUGUAUGGAGUGUGGAAUUAAGAGGAGUGACAUCUCUUAUGGUAGAACUGUUGCAAAAGUGUCCAGCUGUCAGCUAUAAAUAAUAGUUCGAAAUCUCUCCAGAGUAGCGCUAGAGUAGUUAAGAACCUAGGCGCUAUUGACGGAGUGAAGUGCGCUGUCUAUGAUUUUAUUUUUUUGUUCAAGUAUUCUAGGUAUUGUAGCGCCACCUAUUUAAGGUUUUUUGAUGACACUUUUUGGUACAUGGAGAUUUAUUUCCUUACCUCCACCUUCCGUAGCAAAAUGUAUGGAGCGGUACAGCGCCAUCUCGGUUACCAGUCAAAUUCGAAGCACGAAAGUGUAUUAGAUUUUACGCAUCUUAAUCAAUGUAUAUUUGGUAUGUAUAUACCUAAAGAUCGUGCUAUUCAUGAAGACGCGCGCGUGCUUUGUGCCGUGUUGUUAUUAAAAGUUAGAUAUGAUAAAUCUGCACGUCUUCGUGGAUGAUACGUUAUUAUAUAGGUUUAGUACAUUAGGUGUAGUAAAUUUUUUGUGAAAUUAAAACCUUGGUCUUAAUUAAAAUUAUCUUUUCUAAAUAUGGUCCAAGUUUAGUCACGUCUAAAAAUGUCGAUAUGGACAGAGUGCCAAAACUAUGUAUACACGACCUUAUUGCUCAAAUAUUAAGGUAGUGUCAAAGAUAAUUUGAAAUAGAGGAUUGUCAAAGAAAACUUUGUAGCCACUGUAAAUUUACUGCCAUCUUUCGACACAUGAUUAAAACUUUUAGAACGCCAUUUAACUUUGAUCCUUAUUUGACAGUACACCAGUGGCGGAUCGUUCAAAGAACUCGAUUCCCAUCGGCUUGUCUAAUUUCAGCCCGUUCAGUACUUUCACGAUCGCUUCAUGGAGAAAAGGAAAGCAAAAUUAGCUGCGGGUUCCCCACGAAUAUUUGUGACGCGCCGCCGCUGCAGUACACCUCUACUUCAAAUUCUCUUUGGUACAUACUUUUGAGACUUGGUCCGUAUCGAUAUUUUUAGAUGUGACUGCAUUAACAUGGCUCAUUCCACUUACCUGUCAACAUGUCUUGGUUACAUCUAAGAAAAAUUGCCAUAUAUUGUCAAAUUAUUGCGCUGUAGAGUUAGCUUGGUUUAACUAUAGUCUGUCUUAUUUUUGUCAGUUUAAUUUUUUAUUGUCAGAAAUCGUAAUAACCAAAGUGACAGUUUCGUGUGAGGUAUGGAGCCUAUGGAGGGUAGAGGUAGGAGGUAGGAGGAGCACAAGGCACAAUGGGGGAACUGUUGCUAAAGUGUCCAGCUGGCAGUUGUAAAUAAUAGUUCGAAAUUUCUCCGGUGGCGCUAGGGUAGCACAAGAAAUCAGAAAUAUUUAUUGUGUAAACUGUGUAGGUACAAAAAUAUGACUAGGUACAUUUUUUGAUGAGUAUUAACAGUUUUACCCUUUUCGGGCAUACAAUUAUUUUUAUCUUAAACUAGGUUUUAAUAUUUUAUCUUAAACUAUAUUUUAAUAUACAUUUAGGUUUACAUAGACAUGACAUAAACGUUAUUGACGGAGUAAAGAGCGCUGUUAGUGAUUAGAUUUUUUUUAUCAAAGUUGAGCCAGCUAUUUACGGUUUUUUGAUGGACAAUUUUCAUACACAUAGAUUGUUCUCCUUACCUCCAUACACUCACCUGCCAUCAACAUAACUAAGUGACAGCUAAAAAAAAUUGUCAUAUAUAUAAUAUAUAUAUAUAUAUAUGUCGGAGAAUGACUGGAUCUUGCCAUCUAUCGCCUUUAAAAGGCGUUUCAUCACGCCAUGUUGACAAAUAAAGCAAGCUAGGGUGUUCCGUUACACCUGAGUGACGUUUGACGUAGUUCCGCCAAGCCGUCAUAGAGUGCGCUGUUAAAACAAUUGAAAACGAAAACAAUUGAAGUUAUGCUGUUAAUCAUUCAGACGAGAAUGGGAGAAGACGGUUCUUGGGUCAAACCCACUGGCUUGCUAAAGAUGAAUGUAACUUGUGCUAUGAUUUGUAAUCAGUCUUGCAGUAAAGACUGCGAAUUGAACAUCGUAUUUCAUUGAAAGCCCUCGUCAUCCACGAUUGAAGGUUCGGAUGUACUGUCGAUAUUUUGACGACCGGUCUGCCCUCGUGGGUAGUGACCCUGCCUAUGAAGCCGAUGGUCCCAGGUUCAAAUCCUGGUAAGGGCAUUUAUUCGUGUGAUGAGCAUGGAUAUUUGUUCCUGAGUCAUGGGUGUUUUCUAUGUAUUUAAAUAUUUAUAUAUUAUAUAUAAGAAGUACCCUCAACACAAGCCUUAUUGAGCUUACUGUGGGACUUAGUCAAUUUGUGUAAUAAUGUCCUAUAAUAUUUAUUUAUUAUUUAUUUAUUGUCGCUUGUAUGAUACGCUCACAAUUCCCGACUUCAGAAGUAAGAUUCAGUCGUUCUCCGACAUGUAUUUUGUUAAGUGGUUGUCAAAUUAUUGCGUUGGAGAGUUAACUAGGUUUAACUCUAGUGUCUUUUUUUGUCAGAUUGAUAUCUUACUGUCAAAAAUCGUAACGAAAGUGACGAGGAGUUUCGUGGUAUUAAGAUUGGCGUAUGAUGUAGAUCGUGUCGUUCAUGAAGACGCGUGCCUUCAUUCGGAAUGUAAUGACAAGUCUGCGCGUCGUCGUGGAUGACACGAAUUGUAUAAUAAUGUCAAAUGGUUUAUGUUUAAAUGUCGACGUAAAUUUAAUGGCCAUAUUUUUAGAUAAUAUUGUAAGCACCGUAAAACCACCCAACUAUAGUCCAAAGCUCCCAACUAUGGUCCACAAAUAAACUAAAUUUUUCUCGUUCAGGUGUGUAUUUUACUAUAUUUUUGUAGUUCUAAGGCAAAGUAUGUUUAUAAAUGGAAGGUAAAACUAGGAGUAAACCACAAGGAACAUUGGUAUAGAUACUUAAUUUCCUUUUGAACUUGUGGACCAUAGUUGCAGUAUUGGACUAUGGGGUGGUUUUACGGCACUCAUAGAAAACAUGAAAAUGACAUAAAAAUAUUACAAAUGAA
Messenger RNA from Cydia pomonella (codling moth), 5267 nucleotides. RefSeq names its product zinc finger protein 595-like. Lineage: Eukaryota; Metazoa; Arthropoda; Insecta; Lepidoptera; Tortricidae. The record is from RefSeq and is a predicted model, not a curated record. The transcript is spliced from 12 exons. The coding region runs from base 202 to 2184 and encodes 660 amino acids.